This is a messenger RNA of Eufriesea mexicana, 1128 nucleotides long. RefSeq names its product odorant receptor 85b-like. Gene Ontology annotation, cellular component: plasma membrane. The record is from RefSeq and is a predicted model, not a curated record. Gene Ontology annotation, biological process: sensory perception of smell; detection of chemical stimulus involved in sensory perception of smell. NCBI's taxonomy places the organism in Eukaryota, Metazoa, Arthropoda, Insecta, Hymenoptera, Apidae. Gene Ontology annotation, molecular function: odorant binding; olfactory receptor activity.
AUGAUUACCUAUCCUAUAGAAAUUUGCCUCCGUUUGAUCGGGAUUUGGCCAAACUCUUCGUAUAGAAUUUUUCAACGUUUUUGGACAAUCGUAAUGGGUAUCAGUGUAACAUUCCAGUUUUGGUAUUGUAUUUCUUAUUUUAAAACAGCAAAGCUAUCCGACCUAUUAGACGGAUUAAGUGUGGCUGUAUCGAAUACGGUUAUGUUCACUAAAUUGAUCAUUUUAUGGUUUAAUUAUCGGACACUUCAUAACGUUCUAACAUCGGUGUUCGAGGUUUGGAAUAAUCGUGCUUUCGUGGAUCGAAAUAAACAGUAUAUGAUGCAGAACUUUCACACAUGUUCUCGUAUUUCGAAUUUUUUGGUAUUUAUUUAUUCGAUGACGUGUCUCCUAUACUUGAUAACCACUGUGUUUAUCGAUGACGAUAAGGACAAAGAGUGGAAUUCAAACGAGAAGAAAAUGUUGCUUAAAAUGAAAUUUCCUUUCGACUUCACGAUUUUUCCAUUGUACGAGUUCAUUACAAUUGCGCAAUUUGCAUUUGAAUAUUCCAUAGCAUUUACGGCCGCCAUGUUAAUGGCAUUUUCUGCAGCAUUAGUACUGCACGUAGGUAGUCAAAUUGAUAUAGCGUGACAUGAACUUAUGAACAUAUCACAUCACUCUGGAAGGAGAGUAACGUAUAUGUUGAAAAAUAUUACUGUUAAGCAUCAAAGAAUUAUACAUUUAUCUGAAGACAUUAAAUAUUUAUUUCUAUAUACAUCACUGGUGCAAUUCUUUACAAAUAUUGUGGUGAUCUGUUUUCUAGGAUUCAUUUUCAUAGUCUCUUUGGGUACCGACGAAGGGCCUAAAGUAUGGAUAAAAUGUCUUACCUAUUACAUCGCUAUGAAUUGCGAAGCGUUUGUCUGUUAUACUGGACAAUACCUUACAUCUAAGAGUGAAAAUAUUAGUCAAGCACUAUACAAUAUACUUUGGUAUAAAUUAGAUAGACAGGAUAAUCGAAUAGUACUACUGAUGCUGAGGUCUCAAAAGCAGUUGACACUUACAGCCGGGAAGUUUGUGACACUUAGCGUGGAAACUUUUGCUAAUGUACGAUUACAGAGAAGUAGCAUUAUCUACGAUAAUUAUAAUAAUUAG